Messenger RNA from Colossoma macropomum (tambaqui), 1671 nucleotides. RefSeq names its product UBX domain protein 10 (gene ubxn10). The coding region runs from base 726 to 1487 and encodes 253 amino acids. The transcript has 2 exons. The record is from RefSeq and is a predicted model, not a curated record. NCBI's taxonomy places the organism in Eukaryota, Metazoa, Chordata, Actinopteri, Characiformes, Serrasalmidae. Gene Ontology annotation, molecular function: protein binding.
UUAGUAGUAGUAGUAUGAAUGUUGGUGAAUUUGUUAGGCAAUAUCAUAAAUCAAGGAGAUUAUUAUUAUUAUUAUUAUUAUUAUUACUAUUAUAUCAACCAUCACUGAGCACGUCAUGUUUUGUAGAAAUCAGUGAUAUUAAUACGACACUGAUAUCUACUUUAUUAUCCAUCUUUUUUCACAUGAUGCACCUGUUAGCUAGUGAUCAAAUCAUUCCUGAGCUGAAUUAGGUGUGAAAGAAAACUUCAGUUACCAAAAUUUGUCUGGCCCACAUCCUUGGGUUUGGUCUGGCCCAGUGUACAUCCGGGUCCUCACCCCAGAUCUGGCCUACAUGCCGUAAAUUCAGCAGAGCUAAUGGAUGUGGUCCAAAUCUGGUCCACAACAUUCAAGCCAGAAUUGGCCCACAAAUUUAGAAACAAGGCCAAACUGUAUAAAACUGUCUGGCCCUAUUCUGGCCUGUGCAUCUAACAUCUGCCUGGUAGUCAACCAACACUGAUGUAGGAAAGCCAGAACUGGCCCUAAACUGUGCUAUCUGGACAUGACAGUGUGCAGUGCAGGUGGACUGACUGACUGCAAGACUGGACAGGCCUCUCAGAGCUCCACCGUUUAAGCCGCUGAGGCGUUGCCAAGGCAACGUGGCUAUGUUGGCAACUGGAGAGCGACGCGGGUGAAAAUGUCUCCACGCGAAAUGAAACGGACAAAACAGGCUGAGUAAAGAGGGAAACAUGCAUAUGACGAGACCAAAAUCCUCUAAAGGCCGCACUAGAGUCAGGGUGACUCAGGCUGUGGAUGAAGGUGUUCAACAGAGCCACAUGUUUUCCCCCCAUCCUCCCCCUCCUCCUGCGUCCACCGUGAUUCCCACCCACACCGUCCCCAGACAGAGCAGCAGGCCAAGUGCAGAUGUUCGCCCUGAAAUCUUCGAAAGACCCCCAGAUGUUCCGGUCCUCUCCCUCAACAAAUACAAGGUCCUCCCUUCCAUCGAGAAAAGGCCAGGAGAUUUAUCGGCCAGAGGUGUGGAAGAAAAGGUCUCAAGGCUCAGUCUGUCCGACAGCAGCCUUCGUGACCACCAUCAGCUCCAGAGAGAGCAACAUAUCUCCCAUUUCUGUUCUUGGACUGCUUCCAAAAGUGACCCAGAGAUGGAGAUUGUGUCUACGGUCCAGUUUGAUCCUAACACAGGGAGGGUGAUGCCUGGACACUCAGAGAGCAGAACAGAUGUAGCUGUUGAUGGUGACGCGCAGCUGCUGCUUGCAAUUCGAACUCCAUGCGGUCAAAGGUUCAAGUGGCACUUCCAGCCCACAGACACGCUUCAGGCUGUCGUAGCCGCUGCCGAGGCCGAAUCCGGAGAGCGGUACGAAGAUGCAGUAAUUGAGACCAUGGAGGUCCCUCGGCGGACCUUCACCAAUCUCACCAUGAGCCUGUCUCAAUGUGGGAUCUUCAAUAAGUCAGUUUUAUGCAUCAGCCUUGAAGACAGUACAGUGGACUACUGAUGGUUUUAAGUGUUCCAAGUUACUCAUUUUAAGGGUCGGCUUCCUAGACAGCCUUAUCCUGGACUGCACCUUCCUUUCAAUGGACAAUCUCCAUUCAGAAUGUUGUGUAGUCUAGAACCGGGAAAUCGACUCUAAAACCACUUUUGUUUAAUGAUGAUUAUUGUAAUUAUUAGAGCUUUAUUAA